CGUCUGACAACAUCCUCCGCCAUUCCCCAUGGACGCCGACAGCAUAACAAUAGCGUUGAUGAUAACGUGAGGACAGAGAUGAUUUAGAUGAACACGGAAGGGUUAAACUCGAGCUCCAUGAUCAGAAGUUUCCUGAUGUUGAACAUGUCCACCCCUAGUGAGCUCAAAUCUCCGUGUGUGACACGAAACGGUAUCGUCAAGCUACCCCCUAGCCAGCCCAAUGGCCUUGGUAGUGCAAGCAUCACCAAAGGUACACCUGCUGCCAAGAACCGCUUGUGCCAAUCCUCCUCAGUACCUUCCAUUUUGCCUCCACCAACUUCUCUCUCCUACCAUCAUCACCACCAUGUGGAGCCUCUAAAUACUCCCAGCAUGCCUCACUCAGCAGCCUCCCUCCUUGGUCCUGACCCAGGAAAGUCUCUGGUGGCACUGAAGCCAGCCCAUCACCAGUUGUCCCCUUUCACGCUACCUAAAACUCUGCUGGUGGAGGGCCAGCUAGCCCUGGAUGAGAAGCUGCUCAACCACCUUCUUUGGUACUUCACAACCGCUGAAAAGUGUGUGCUGGCACAGGUGUGCAAGACAUGGCGCAAGGUGCUGUACCAGCCCAAAUUCUGGGAGGGUGUGAUACCCAUUUUGCAUGCCAAAGAGCUCUACACGCUUUUGCCCAAUGGAGAGAAGGAAUUUGUUAGUUUACAGGCCUUUGCCUUGCGUGGCUUCCAGGCUUUCUGCUUGGUGGGGGUGUCAGACCUGGACAUUUGUGAGUUCAUCGAUAACUACCCGCUGUCCAAGAAGGGAGUUCGUUCAGUCAGCCUCAAAAGGUCCACUAUUACAGAUGCUGGCUUGGAGGUCAUGUUGGAGCAAAUGCAAGGACUGAUGCACUUAGAAUUGUCCGGCUGCAAUGACUUCACAGAGGCUGGUCUGUGGUCAAGUCUCAAUGCACGGCUAACAUCUCUUAGUGUCAGCGACUGCAUCAACGUUGCAGACGACGCCAUUGCUGCCAUCUCCCAGCUCCUGCCCAACCUAUCAGAGUUAAGUUUGCAGGCCUACCAUGUUACUGACACAGCCAUGGCCUACUUCACAGCCAAACAGGGUUACACCACUCACACACUGAGGCUCCAAUCCUGCUGGGAGAUAACCAACCACGGUGUGGUCAAUAUGGUCCACAGCCUUCCCAACCUGACUGCCCUCAGCCUCUCUGGCUGCUCGAAAAUUACAGAUGAUGGUGUUGAGUUGGUGGCUGAGAACCUGCGCAAGCUGCGUAGCCUGGACCUGUCCUGGUGCCCACGUAUCACUGACAUGGCCCUGGAAUAUAUCGCUUGUGACCUUCACAAACUUGAAGAGCUUGUCCUGGACAGGUGUGUGCGAAUUACAGACACUGGCCUUGGGUACCUGUCUACCAUGUCCUCCUUAAGGAGCCUCUAUCUGCGCUGGUGCUGUCAGGUGCAGGACUUUGGGCUACAGCAUUUGUUUGGAAUGAGGAGUCUGCGACUACUGUCUCUUGCAGGCUGCCCUCUGCUGACUACCACAGGUCUGUCAGGGCUGAUCCAGCUGCAGGACCUGGAGGAGCUGGAGCUCACCAACUGCCCUGGUGCCACUGAUGAGCUCUUCAAUUACUACUCCCAGCACUUGCCCCACUGCAUGGUCAUUGAGUAGACCACCAAAUUAUACCACUGAACGC
Lampris incognitus (smalleye Pacific opah) is the source of this 1675-nucleotide messenger RNA. It is a transcript of the gene fbxl16, whose product is annotated as F-box and leucine-rich repeat protein 16. Gene Ontology annotation, molecular function: protein binding. The transcript is spliced from 7 exons. Gene Ontology annotation, cellular component: SCF ubiquitin ligase complex. The coding region runs from base 88 to 1650 and encodes 520 amino acids. Gene Ontology annotation, biological process: SCF-dependent proteasomal ubiquitin-dependent protein catabolic process. NCBI's taxonomy places the organism in Eukaryota, Metazoa, Chordata, Actinopteri, Lampriformes, Lampridae. The record is from RefSeq and is a predicted model, not a curated record.